Molecule: messenger RNA, 2604 nt
Organism: Morus notabilis
Lineage: Eukaryota; Viridiplantae; Streptophyta; Magnoliopsida; Rosales; Moraceae
Product: probable pectinesterase/pectinesterase inhibitor 58
Exons: 3
Coding region: 1-2082 (693 amino acids)
Biological process (GO): cell wall modification
Molecular function (GO): pectinesterase inhibitor activity; pectinesterase activity
Source: RefSeq, a predicted model, not a curated record
AUGCCGUCUAACCAGUCGAUUCUCACCGAAGCGCUGUCGCCGGAGCCACCCAUUUUGGCAGCCGCGACUCCUCUCCGUUGUGCACUAUUCCAGCCUUCGUUGAUGACACCACCGGAACCGUUGGACUCAAAGGACGACGCAGAGCAUAAAGCAACCCUCAGCCGCCUGAAUCCGCCGCCGUUUGCAGGAGAUCGGAGCUCGCUGCCGCCGCCGUUGGGGUGGAUGAAACAAUUAAAAGAUAUAAUGGGUGGUUUUAAUAAUGCAAUUGUUGUAGGACUAGUGAUUUCUCUAGUAGCUUGUCAUGUGAACCUAAGCAAUGGCCAUGGCGGGAAUGAGAAUAACCACGGCAGCCUGUUGUUCUCAGCGGCAGCGCAGGUUUUCUGCGGGCCCAGCAGUUACAAGGAAGCCUGCAUACGGAGUUUAGGGUCUAUAUCCAACAAGCCGAGCGUUACUCCAAAAGACCUCAUCCAUGCCACUAUUCAAUCCAUCAUCACACAUGUCAGCGGAGCGCUACACAUGUCAGGCAGCAUUGCCGCCAAUUCCUCGAGCUCCCACAAAAUGUGGAUGGAGGACUGCAAGGACUUGCUGCAAUUCGCGGUGGACGAGCUUCACUCUUGCUUUUCUGUGGUUGAAGAGACCCAUUUGAAGUCCAUACAUGAAAGGCAAGCUGAGCUCCUCAACUGGCUGAGCGCCGUUGUCUCAUACCAACACACUUGCCUUGAUGGCAUCUUUGAUUCUGAUCUCAAGAAUAAGAUGUUGUCUACUGGCCUGGAUAGCGCAAACCAGCUCGCUAGCAACACGCUCGCCAUCAUCACUUCCAUGUCCUCGAUCUUUAGUGCCUUCAAAAUCCCUUUUAAGAUCGGAUCUGGUGGCAUUGGUGGUCAUAGUGGUGGUCUCAAUCUUGAUCUUGGUUACGGCUUCUCUUCUCAUUUUGGUCUAGACGGCGGCCUGCGUAAUGCUCUAAGUGGAAGCCCUGCCACACCUUCCUCCGAACCACUUGAGGAGACAUCCAAAGAAGAGACUAGUACUAAUGCUGGUACUGGCUAUAAAUAUCCACCAUGGUUUUCUUCUUCAGACAGAAAGCUAUUUGAAUCCGACAAUGACGCCAACAGUUAUUUGACUCCGAAUGCAAUUGUGGCCAAGGAUGGGAGUGGAAACUUUAAAACCAUUGGUGAGGCUCUGGCUGCCUACCCCAAGGACAAAAAGGGUAAGGGAAGGUAUGUUAUUUAUGUCAAGGCCGGGAUAUACCGGGAAUAUCUUGCUGUCACAAAGGAUCAAGUCAAUGUAUUCAUGUAUGGAGAUGGACCCCGGAAGACGAUCAUCACCGGUAGCAAGAACUUCCGCGAUGGCGUCUCCACAUUCAGGACUGCCACAUUCUCCGCUAUUGGAGAAAGGUUUGUAGCCAAGUCAAUAGGAUUUCAGAACAGGGCAGGACCAGAGGGACACCAAGCAGUGGCGCUACGAGUUCAGUCAGACAUGUCGGCCUUCUAUCACUGUAGAAUAGAUGGCUAUCAAGAUACGUUAUAUGUGCAAACCCAUCGCCAGUUCUACCGCAACUGCAUCAUAUCGGGCACAGUAGACUUCAUCUUUGGCGACGCUGCAGUGGUCAUCCAAAAUUCUCUGAUCAUCAUAAGAAAGCCGGGGCCCGGGCAGAAGAACGCAGUGACCGCUCAAGGUAGAGUUGACAAGCAUCAGACAACGGGCAUAGUAAUCCAGAAUUGCAGGAUUGUGCCGGAACAAAAACUCUUUGAGGAGAGAUUGAAGGUGCCGACAUACUUGGGAAGGCCGUGGAAGCAGUACUCGAGGACGGUGAUAAUGGAGUCGACAAUUGACGACUUGAUCAAGCCGGUAGGUUGGCUGGAAUGGGAUGGGGAAUUUGCGCUGGACACAUUGUACUACGCGGAGUAUGCAAACAGAGGCGCAGGAGCGGCGACGGAGCAGAGGGUGAAGUGGAAGGGAUACAAGGUGAUCAGAGACAGAAACGAGGCCCUCCAAUUCACGGCGGCUAACUUUAUUCAAGGAGACGUGUGGUUGAAAAACACCGGGGCACCCUACUUCCUCGGCUUCAAACACGUCAAGUGACUGGACUUGUUUGAAGUGAGUGCAUUUAAGUACAAGUAUACGUAUGCAUGUAUGUACGUAUAUGUCUGACUCCGAGGAUAGAGAGGAUGGAUGUCGUGUCCAUAUUCCCUCCCCACCUCGCCCUUUCGGUUUCCCUGAAUGCUCGAAUAUUCCUUUUUCCUCCCUCUUUCUUCAGACUUGAGCUCUUGGAUUAUACAUCUUCAUCCUUUGUUUCGUCUUCCAAGUUCCAAUAUAUAAUAUCCAAAGUGCCGCAGGCUCCUCUGAUAGUAUUCCUCAAAUAUAAUGUACUCAUCAAAUAUCUAGCUAUCUACAUAUCUGAACUAUUAUGCCAGAUAUUUGUGUUUUAUUUGGUUGGUAAUGGAUUGAUCAAGUGCACAUCUUGCAAUGCAGUCAUUGAAUAAGACUAUUUUUAAUGCAUUUGUUACUCUUUUAAGUUACACAAACACGCAGAGAAAAAGACUAGAGUUUGGAAUGGGAAAGUGGAAAACAAAAGAAUACUAAGUUAGCAGACAAAUAUUUCAA